This is a messenger RNA of Penicillium cinerascens, 1197 nucleotides long. RefSeq names its product ACL4 family protein. The record is from RefSeq and is a predicted model, not a curated record. Gene Ontology annotation, molecular function: protein binding. Bases 1 to 1197 code for a protein of 398 amino acids. NCBI's taxonomy places the organism in Eukaryota, Fungi, Ascomycota, Eurotiomycetes, Eurotiales, Aspergillaceae. The transcript is spliced from 2 exons.
AUGGGAAAACCCAGACCGCAGAAGAAAAAGUCGUCCAAGUCCAGCAAAAAGUCCGUCCUCGGCCCUGGUGGCUCGGUCUCGCAAGCCAAAAUGUCCCAAGACCCCUCCGCAUUACUCGACCAAGCCACUAUUCUCCUACAAACGGGCCGUGCUGAUGAGGCGCUGGCAACUGCACAGGAGGCGCUGGACCUCGCAGCUGGAAACGCGUCUGCGCAGCUUCAAGCGGUAAACCUGCUGGGAGAGAUCAACGUGGAGCUGGGCGAGAUCGAUACUGCUCGGGAAUACUUCCUUGGUGCUGUUCAGCAAGAUCCCAAUGGCUCAAUACCGGAGGCCGAGGGCGGUGGUGCUGAGAAGUUCUUGUGGCUUGCUCAAUUGAGUGAGCAAGGUGGGGCAGACAGUGUGCAGUGGUUUGAGAAGGGCGUGUCAUCCCUGAGACAGACUUUGCAGCAGAUGGAAGGCAAAACGAGUGCGGAGGACAUUGCCGAUGCUACAGAGAAGAAGACCAAGAUGGCGAAUUCGCUCUGUGCUGUUGCCGAGAUCUAUAUGACCGAUCUUUCUUGGGAAGAGGACGCUGAAGCCCGGUGUGAGGCGCUCAUCUCAGAGGCUCUCGUCGUCACACCCGAUGCGCCAGAGGUUUUGCAGACUCUCGCAUCCAUUCGGAUAUCGCAGCUGAAAACCGAAGAAGCUCAAGAGGCUUUGAAGCGGAGUCUGGCCCAGUGGAAGGACCUUGCCCCCGAAGACCCCAAUGUGCCUGAUUUCCCCGUGCGCAUCAGUCUUGCGCGACUUCUGAUGGAAGUGAACAUGGAGUUCGAGGCCCUGGAAGUCCUCGAGCGACUGAUCUUGGAGGAUGACCAGAGUGUGGAGGCCUGGUACCUCGGUGGUUGGUGUCUCUAUCUGCUGGCAGAGAAGCAGGAAGCCCCGAAGGAUAUCAAGGACGACGAGGAGGAAUCUCCGAGACACGCCUCGCUGAUUGCCAGUCGGGAGUGGCUCAAGCAGAGUUUGAAACUUUACGAACUACUCCAGUACGAAGAUGAGCGACUCCGUGAUCAUGCUAUGGAGCUGGUGCGAGGAAUGAACCAGGAAAUCGGUGAAGAUAUGGACGACAGUGAAGCAGAGGGUGAGGGUGCGGGUGAGGACUGGGAAGAUGAGGAGAUCGAAGUUGAAUCUGACGACGACCACGAGAUGGCCGAUUCAUAG